AAUAAAAAAGAUUUAAAAGAAAGAAAAAAAACUAUGAGCUACUAAAAUUUUUAGUCCUAAUUUGAAAAUUUUGAAAUACAAGAUUUUUCCUCCUAAAAUGAGGAAUAAUAUGACACAAUGUAUACUAAAAAUGACUAUUAAUAUUCCGGUGAUUAAAAGAACUAUGAAAAUCAACAUUCUAUGGGCACUAAUUCAUAGGAUAGUACUUAUUAUAUAGAAAAUUAAUAUAAUAGUUAGAUUUAAGUUACCAAUGAAAUCACAUCUUUGCAUAUGAAUAGCAAUAACUCUUUAUCACGCGAUAGUAACAAUAGCUAAAAAAGUUAAGACUUCUACUUCUAAGGUUACUAAUAGUAAAGUUAAACCUGUAUUAAUCAAUACCCUAAAAAUUCAAGUUUUUUUAAUUACAAAGAAAAUGAUGUAAAUUAGCACGAAAAUAAUAAUUAAAACUAUUUACAUCAAGAGUAGAAUAACUCAAAUUAUAAUUAGUUUAUCUAAAACUAUAAUAAUAACUUUACUUAACAAAAAUAAAUUCAAAAUGAAUAUUAAUAACAAUUGGCAAACCCUAGCUAAAUGUAAAACCAGUUUCAAGAAGGCAAAUAUCUUUCAUCCAAUCAAAAUAUUGUAAAUAAGCAACAGAAUUCUAUGGAAUAGGAAAACGCAAAUUAAAAAGAUAAAAAAAACUAUAAACCCUAAUAUUAAUGUAAAGAAUGCAAAAUAAAAAGAUAUAAAAACUACAGUGGUCUCACAAAUCAUGUAAAAAAAUUUCAUCCUGGUCGUAAAACUUCUGAAUUAUCAAUGGAACCUAAUACAACUUUAGGUAGAAAACCUAUAUUUAGAAAUAAUCAAUAAAAUUGA
Messenger RNA from Tetrahymena thermophila SB210, 855 nucleotides. RefSeq names its product zinc finger, C2H2 type family protein. Lineage: Eukaryota; Ciliophora; Oligohymenophorea; Hymenostomatida; Tetrahymenidae. The transcript has a single exon. The record is from RefSeq and is a predicted model, not a curated record.